AUGACCCCAAUCCGCAUCACAGUCCUCAUCUCCGGCAACGGCUCGAACCUACAAGCAGUAAUCGAUAAAAUAGCCAGCGGCCACCUCAAUGCCACUAUCGUCCGCGUCAUCUCCAACCGCAAAACCGCAUUCGGUCUGGAGCGCGCAACCAAAGCCAACAUCCCUACUCAAUACCACAAUCUCGUCAAGUACAAGAAGCAACACCCCGCAACAACAGAGGGCAUUCAAGCCGCGCGCGAAGAAUACGAUGCCGAGCUGGCACGACUGAUCCUGGCCGAUGCGCCGGAAUUGGUCGUUUGUCUGGGCUUUAUGCAUAUUCUCUCCCCGCAGUUCUUGGAGCCCCUUGAGGCGGCGAAGACUAGGAUUAUCAAUUUGCACCCUGCGCUUCCGGGGGCUUUUAAUGGUGUUAAUGCGAUUGAUCGCGCCCAUGCUGCGUGGUUGGAGGGCCAGAUUGAUAAGACUGGUGUUAUGAUGCACGAUGUCAUUUCUGAGGUGGAUAUGGGGAAACCUAUUCUGGUUAGGGAGAUUCCUUUUGAGAAGGGUCGGGAUGAGGAUCUGGAGGCUUUCGAGACUCGUGUUCAUGAGACGGAGUGGGGGGUUGUUAUUGAGGGUGUGGAUCUGGUGUUGAAGGAAUUGGAAGCUCAGAAGUGA
Molecule: messenger RNA, 651 nt
Organism: Penicillium salamii
Lineage: Eukaryota; Fungi; Ascomycota; Eurotiomycetes; Eurotiales; Aspergillaceae
Source: the annotation of a GenBank genome assembly